AUGGCGCAAUGGGCCCUCGCUGUCCGUCCCAGUGGCAAGCCCGUGACCUCACUUCCAGCAGCCCGGCUCCAACACGAACCUUCCUUCUCACUUUCCGAGGCAGCAAAGGGGCCGGCUGUGGCUGAUGGAGUGUUGGGUUCAGCCUGUGACCAUGGCGCCGCUCACGGCCGCUGGCUAUUGGAUGUCAGCACCGGAAAAUACAGGUGGGAAUUCUUCCCGUGCGCUGCUCCCCUUCCUCCGCCGUCCCACUGGGUCUCCGCCUUGGCAUCACGUGGCAUCAGGGAGAUCAACUUCGUGGGGGACUCACACCAACGCUUCCUCAUGCUGCACCUCGCUUACCUCUUGACGCACAGAGUCAAUGACUCGCACGUGGACUAUCAUGGGGAUAUCUCCAUCUCUGUACCUGGCCCUGCUCCAGCCAACGAUGUAGCGCCACAGGGAGGUGGUGAAUCAGCGUCGGGCGUCCGAUGGGGUCUUAGAGGGGAAAAUGACGGGACUCAGCAGCGAGAGCAGCAGAACAGCAGGAGUUUGGGGGACUGA
Closterium sp. NIES-65 is the source of this 540-nucleotide messenger RNA. Lineage: Eukaryota; Viridiplantae; Streptophyta; Zygnematophyceae; Desmidiales; Closteriaceae. The record is from the annotation of a GenBank genome assembly.